Anguilla anguilla (European eel) is the source of this 3356-nucleotide messenger RNA. RefSeq names its product phosphatase and actin regulator 1 (gene phactr1). The record is from RefSeq and is a predicted model, not a curated record. Gene Ontology annotation, biological process: stress fiber assembly; cell motility. The transcript has 11 exons. Gene Ontology annotation, molecular function: actin binding. Lineage: Eukaryota; Metazoa; Chordata; Actinopteri; Anguilliformes; Anguillidae. Bases 605 to 2341 code for a protein of 578 amino acids.
GAUUUUUUUUAACGCGGAGCUCCAUAAUCCACGUUUUCCCCAUAAACCACUCGGCGUUAUAACUGGGUAUUUUAUAUCGUUUGAGGAUUGUUUUUGUAAUAAUACAAUUACAAUGGACUGCCAGUGAAGAGUCUGAUGAUUAAUGAAGACCCGUCACUUCAUUUCCCCCCGUGGAAUACAGCGUUGCCAAGUCUCGCGAAAAAUCAAAGCUUUAAACUCGAGAGCGUCACAAUGAACUGGAGCAACCGUCAUUUUUUCACUUUCCUUUUUUUGAAUGGAAAAGCUGUUACAUCAGUGACCGUGAGGGGGACCUACACUAGUAGCAAGAAAUGGUAAGCUCUAAGAACGGCCGAAAACUGGUUAUAUCUACGGCGAGGGUGGAGUUAGAAGGGUGUGAUACAAAAAAGCCCAAAUCCAGGUGCCGAACCGGGUUCAAGAACGGACGUCUGUCGAGCUGAUGCCGGGAUUGGUUGGAGCCGCUAGGUCAGAAGGGUCGAUAUGAGUCAAGCCAGGACCAUUCCGCUCAUAAUCUCCUCGCCGUGUGUGCCUAGCAUCUAGACGCGAGUUCACCCUGGUGGGUGAAUGUGCAGCUCCUCUUGUACCGAUGGCGGGUUCCGCGCAAACCGUUAUUCACGGGACUUGGUUCGCCACCAGCGUUACCGGCUACAGGGACGACACAUCGGCGGGAAUGUCAGAGGAAAAGGCGAAGAAGAAAGCUUUUUACCUGGUCAGGGUGAAAUCGCUCAACAGCAAUAAGCAGCCGGCAAGCAACAGCAACAUGCCCUUCAUGAUCCACUGCCACAUAGGCAAAGAGAUCAAGCACAUUUGCAGCAACUGCAGCCGCGGCAACGAGGCGCAGGACGCUGAGGAAGUUGAAAGGCUGGCUGCCAUGCGCUCAGAGUCCCUCGUGCCCGGGACCCACACCCCGCCCAUCCGGAGGCGGAGCAAGUUCGCCACGCUGGGGCGCCUCUUCAAGCCCUGGAAGUGGAGGAAGAAGAAGAGCGAGAAGUUCAAGCAGACGUCUGCGGCGCUGGAGCGGAAGAUCUCCAUGAGGCAGAGCCGGGAGGAGCUGAUCAAGAGGGGCGUGCUGAAGGAGAUCUUCGAGAAAGACGGGACGGUCCCGGUAACAAAAGAAGACGGGAAGUUAGAAAACGGGCGGGCGCCGGCGUCCCCCUCCGGCACUCUAGAGUGCGAGGAUGCGGAGCGAGCCUAUCGGGUCCUCCUCCCGCCGCCCGGCCCACAGCUCACGGACGGGACGGGGACCGGGACAGCGACCGUGGAGUUCCAGAGCUCCGUGGAGGCCGGGGUCUGUUCGCAGGACCACUCCAUGAAGCCCUCCUUGGUCCUGCCUCCCAAAAAACCCACGGCGUUCCCCGGAGACGGCCAGGACACGCCCACCAAGCAGGCCCCCUUCCACAAGCAGCCCCCCGCGCUGCCCCCAAAACCCUUCUCCCGGAUCCCCAAUCACAUCACAGACUCAGGACAGCCCAUCAAACUGGCCUGCAUGCCGGGGAAGCUGUCCCCUCCUCUACCUCCCAAAAAGGUGAUGAUCUGUGUGCCUCCGGGGGGCCUGGAGUCCUCCCUCGCCUCCUUCUCCCAGAAGUGCUCCCCGCAGCCCCUGGGCCCCCUGCACGGGAGCCUGCUGCCCUCGCACGGGCACCCGCACCAGCUGCAGUACGGCAGCCUGCCCAUGCCUAUUCACCCGCCCAGCCGCGUCAUCGAGGAGCUCAACAAGACGCUGGCACUGACCAUGCAGAGGCUGGAGAGCUCGGUGCUGCACGCCGUCCCCACCGUGGUCAUCGAGUGCGACGACGACAAGGAGAACAUGCCCGACGAGGCGGACUACGAGGACCUGCCCAGCAUGUACAAGGACGAGGAGGACGAGGAGGAGGAAGACGACGACGAGGACGACGAAGAGGACGACGACGACACGCUGUUCACCAGCACGCUGGCGCUCAAGGUGCUGAGGAAGGACUCUCUGGCCAUCAAGCUGAGCAACCGGCCCAGCCAGCGCGAGCUGGAGGAGAAGAACAUCAUCCCCAUGCAGACCGACCAGGAGCGGCUGGAGUCACGGCAACAGAUCGGCACCAAGCUCACGCGGUUCCAGCUGAGCCAGAGGCCCACGGUGGAGGAGCUGAGGGAGGCCAAGAUCCUGAUCCGCUUCAGCGACUACGUGGAGGUGGCCGACGCCCAGGACUACGACCGGCGGGCCGACAAGCCCUGGACACGGCUCACGGCGGCCGACAAGGCCGCCAUACGCAAGGAGCUGAACGAGUUCAAGAGCACGGAGAUGGAGGUGCACGAGUCCAGCCGCCACCUGACCAGGUUUCACAGACCAUAGAACUCUAAGAAGAAUUACGGAAUGGGCUUCCCCCCAAAAAACACACACACACACACACACACGCACAUGUAUGCACGCGCGCUCAUAUGCGCACACACAUGCACAUACACACACUCUCACACUAACACAUACACACACACACACGCACACACAUGCAGAACCUUAAGUGCUGAACUGUGAAAGGUGUUCAUGUCUACAAUAAGUCCACUCGUGUUGAAUUGCCUUCUGAACUGAGUCAGAACUCACCAGAACUGAGCCAGACCCGCGCAGCUGAUCAGCGCAUCAGUAACGGAUCCUGUACUCCCAAAACGAGCCAGGAGGGGGCGGGACGGGGGUGGGGGCUGCUGACGAACUGCGCUUUUACAAACACCCCCCCCAUCCACCCCCUCCACUGUCCAUCGCCACGCAUCGUCCCUCUACUGCCGCAGCGAGAGGACGCCAGCCAUCUUCCUCCUCUCGGGUCAUCCUCCUCCUCCUCCUCCUCCUCCACACCUCGCUCCGCCCCUCUCAGCAGGGUCGAGCCCCGUGGUGGGGGGGGGGGGGGCGGCUGGACCUGUUUCGGGAUGUCGAUCCACCCCACCCCGGACACGUGGCAGUGCGGCCAGGCGACGGCUCCAACAGCUCGGGACACCAGUGCAAUAUUUCCUCUCUGCCGGGGGAAACAACAGCGCCCCCUGUGGACCUCUCUGUAACUGCGGCUAUAAUCGCGGUUCCCGGCGGUGUUCGUACUCUGCUAACUGUGAGUCCGGCAGACCGCGCAGGAGGCUGUCCGGGAUGCUUCCGCGCGCGCGUCGACAUCGCUGAGCUGCAAAGACGUCCGUUUGACUAUGGCGGCUAACGCUAACGCUGUGAAAUGACUCUGGAAAAGGAGGGCGCCAAACAGCUAUAUAUAAAUACAUACAUAUAUAUAAAUAUAAAUAUAUAUGUUUACGUCGAAGGUAACGGUCAGUUUUAGGCAAGGAUUUCUACUUUUUAACAGACAUCCUUUUUAAACUGAUUAUUUUCUUUUCUUUUU